This is a messenger RNA of Trichoderma virens Gv29-8, 1635 nucleotides long. RefSeq lists its product as uncharacterized. Bases 1 to 1635 code for a protein of 544 amino acids. The record is from RefSeq and is a predicted model, not a curated record. Gene Ontology annotation, molecular function: carboxylic ester hydrolase activity. Lineage: Eukaryota; Fungi; Ascomycota; Sordariomycetes; Hypocreales; Hypocreaceae. The transcript is spliced from 3 exons.
AUGGUUUCAUUCAAGUGGCUCCUCUUACAGUUCACUUCCGCGCCGCCACUCGCCCAUGCCGCCGCAAUUCACCAGCGAUCUGACGACACCAGCGUAUCCUCUCCCAUCGUCGACCUAGGAUACGCCAAAUACCGUGGCGUCAGGCUAGAUGCAGGAGUAGAUCAAUUCCUAGGCAUGAGAUUCGCCCAGGCUCCUCUGGGAAAUCUCAGGUUCCGCGCACCGCAAGAUCCAACCCCCGAGGAGUCCAUCCAAGAUGCCUCCAAGUUUGGCCCCAUAUGCGUAGCCGUCAGCCAAACAGCAGAUGCAAACAACGCAGAAGACUGCCUCUUCGUCAACGUCUACAAGCCUUCUGCAGCAACACCCAGCUCCAAUCUCCCCGUCUGGGUAUACAUCCAAGGCGGCGGCUACGCACAAAACUCCAAUUCCAACUACAACGGCACCGAAGUCAUCAAGCAGUCUGGCGAUGGCCUCAUCUUUGUCAACUUCAACUACCGCGUGGGCGCUUUCGGCUUCCUUGCUAGUGAGCAUGUGAGACAAGAUGGCGAUCUCAACGCAGGGCUACUCGACCAGAGGAAGCUUCUACACUGGGUACAGAAGAACAUUAAGAAGUUCGGCGGCAACCCAAAACACGUCGUCAUCCAAGGCGCUUCCGCAGGCGGAGGCUCCGUAACACACCACCUCACAGCCUACGCAGCCAAAAAGGACAACCAGCUCUUCGUCGGUGCAAUCCCCGAGAGUCCCUUCUGGCCAACCCUCAGAACCGUUGCAGACAUGGAGUUUCAGUAUCGCCAGAUCCUCUCCAACGCAAACUGCUCAUCCCUCGACUGUCUCCGCGGCUUAGACACUCAAGCGCUGUUGAAUGCCAGCCCCAAAGAGCCCUUUGUCGGAGCAGCAAGCGACAAUCCUCUACCGCUAUGGUAUUGGCUCCCCGUAAUCGACGGAGACCUCAUCACAGACCACCUGUACAACCACUUUGAGCGCGGCAACUUCAUCCGCGUCCCAGUCCUCGUCGGUGACGACACCAACGAAGGCACAUACUUCGCCUUCAACGCCACAAACCCCUCCCAAGUUGAGACAUUUCUUAAAAACAACUACCCCUACUUACAAGACUCCCAACUGAAAAGUAUUUCCCACGCCUACCCUCUCGAGCCGCCCAUGCCCAAGCACGCAGCCUACUUCCCUUCCGCAGAAGCAGCUUAUGGAGAAUCCACCUUUACUUGUCCUGGAAACACCGUCGCCGCCUCCGUAGCCCGGUACUUUGACCCUCGCCGCGUCUGGAACUACCACUACAACGUCUUGGAUCCGGAUAACGUCGCCAACGGCCUCGGCGUCCCCCACACAUUCGAAACGAGCGCCGUUUUUGGGCCUGGAUACUCAGACACACCAGCAGCAUCCUACUUCACGACCAACGCUGCAAUUGUCCCCGUCACGAUGCACUACUUCCUAAGUUUUGUGACGAAGCUGAAUCCGAACGCGGCCAAGUAUCAUUCGGCGCCGAACUGGGAUCCCUGGGGCCAAGGAACGGGCCAGCGCAUUAGGCUGCAGACGAACAAUACCGCCAUGGAACCUGUGCCGCCUGAUCAGAUAGCGAGAUGUAAUCUUUGGAGGAGUUUACAAAGCUACACACAGAUGUAA